Molecule: messenger RNA, 1451 nt
Organism: Zingiber officinale
Lineage: Eukaryota; Viridiplantae; Streptophyta; Magnoliopsida; Zingiberales; Zingiberaceae
Product: transcription repressor OFP2-like
Exons: 1
Coding region: 170-1267 (365 amino acids)
Biological process (GO): negative regulation of DNA-templated transcription
Molecular function (GO): DNA binding
Source: RefSeq, a predicted model, not a curated record
CUCCUCCCUAUUUAUCUCCCACCUCUGCUCCAAAUCAAAAACCAAUUCAUGUAUUGUUAAGCUUUGAGUUCAUCAACUUCACUAGAUUCUGUCUGUGCGUGCGAGCAGAAAAGCUAUAGCAUCUUCUUCUUUUACCUCUUAGUUUUGAGUAGAAUUUGGCUUCUCUCUAAUGGGAAACCAUAGGUUUCGUCUGUCGGACAUUAUGCCGAACACUUGGUUCUACAAGCUCAAAGACAUGAGCCAAAGAUCGAGGAAAAGCCACGGGGGUCAGCCGUCGAGGGCGGGGGCGGUCUCACCGAAGCCCGUCGCGCCACCGGCCACCAAACUGCUUCCAAAUAGAGCCUCUUGCUACUAUUCCAGCAGAACAGAGGUAGAGGGGUUCUCCUUCUUCCCCACCCACUCCAAGGCCAUGGACACUCACUUUCCCGGCGAGCCUCAUCGGAACUCCAAGAAGCGGAGCAGGAACAAGCCCCUCCGAGCACCGCCCAUCAAGCCGAGGUUGGUGGCCUCCUCUGUUCCCGCCGGCUACCACGCCAGAGCACUAAAUACGGAAGAAUUGCUGACUCCGACGCCGUCUCCGUACGAGAUGCCGACGGUUCGACGUGACCUCUACGUGAACGGGGAGGAACUUGAGCUCGAUUUCGGGUCCGACGACGUGGAAUCGUGGUUGCAUUCGGCAAGCUGCAGAUUUACGCCCUCUACCACGGACGUGGACUCGAGCAAGAACUCAAAGCUGGAUGAGUUUGAGCUCGAGCUCGAGUCCAUCUCCGAGCUCAAGCUCCCGCCGAUUUUGACGAAGCCAGUGCCGAAAGAAGCCGAAUAUGAGGACAAAAGCUUGCACCACAACUCCUGGAUCGAUCAAAAUGCAAUCUUGGUUAGCAAGAGCAAAAUCACGAACCAAAGCCAGAGGCAGAGGCAGAGCCAACCGAAGGUCUCUCCCGCCAGCCUCCGCCGCCUCCGAAUUCGAGCCAACUCGCCGCGGCUCACGAGCAAGAUGCUAAGCAACAGGAGGCCGGCGAUAACGAUGCAGCAGAAAAGGGGCUCGCCGUUUCCGUCGAGCUUUGCGGUGGUGAAGUCAUCAUCAGACCCGCAGAGGGACUUCCGGGACUCGAUGAUGGAGAUGAUCGUGGAGAACAACAUCCGGGCGUCCAAGGACUUGGAGGAGCUUCUCGCUUGCUACCUCUCGCUCAAUGCCAACGAGUACCAUGAUAUCAUCGUCGAGGUGUUCCAGCAAAUUUGGUUCUAUCGCACUAACUUCAAACUGUAAAAUUAAUCUACAGAUUAUAUAUCAUAUCUCUAUGAUUCCGCCAUGUCAAUUUCCUCGAAUUAAUAGUUCUAUAUGUAAUUAUAGUGGAUCCCACGGGAUAUGUGAUGAGAUGCUUGUCACAUGAUAUCACGAGGUUAAAAUUUAGGAUAGUCGGAGCGUAAAUCUCCGGUCCCUGUGUAACUCA